Messenger RNA from Umbelopsis ramanniana AG, 1611 nucleotides. RefSeq lists its product as uncharacterized. Gene Ontology annotation, biological process: transmembrane transport. The coding region runs from base 144 to 1598 and encodes 484 amino acids. NCBI's taxonomy places the organism in Eukaryota, Fungi, Mucoromycota, Umbelopsidomycetes, Umbelopsidales, Umbelopsidaceae. The transcript has 7 exons. The record is from RefSeq and is a predicted model, not a curated record. Gene Ontology annotation, molecular function: transmembrane transporter activity.
AGACGAUUUAUUCUUUCCCCUCUUUCCAUUAAUUUCUCUGCGACUUGUACCCACUGUGCAAUCACCUCCAUCGGAUCUGAUAUCUCACUGUCAUUGUAAUUUAACCUUCAUAAUUGGACCUUUUUCAUUCAUAAUACCCCAUCAUGUUUUCUACGGGAGAACGUAAAAAGCCGGUCCUGCUAUGGAUUCGUGGCUCAAAGGUGUUUGUCCUAGCCACGGUUGGAAUUGGUCUUUUCGUCGAUAUGGUAGUAUACGGCAUCAUUGUUCCUAUCAUUCCAUUCAUUAUUCUUUCCAUUGACAUGGGAAACUCGCCCGAAGAUGUCGAUCCCAAUGCCACUCCCGGUGAAAAUGCGCAAGUGUCGCAACAAACCGGUGUGUUGCUGGCGCUGUUUGCUGCCGGUAUCCUUGUCGGAUCUCCGCUUUUUGGAUAUCUUGGUGAUAAAAUGCAGAGACGUCAAGGUGCCAUGUUGCUUGGCAUUCUCGGUUUGAUUGGAUCCACCCUCUUGUUCAUGUUUAGCCGCCAUUAUUAUGAACUGCUCAUUGCUCGGUUCCUUCAAGGAUUCUCUGAUUCGUGUGUGUGGAUCUUGUGUCUUUGCCUGGUGGCAGAUACAUUUCCCAAAGGCGAAUUGGGCCUGCAGAUGGGCAAAGUCAUGGUCUGCUACUCUAUUGGCAUGACCAGUGGACCCCCUAUAGGAGCCUUAUACCAUCAACUCGGAUUCAAAGCACCAUUUAUCUUUUGCAUCAUCCUUGCCGCCAUUGAUUUUAUCAUGCGAUUGUUGAUUGUUGAGCGACGACGUAACCCCAAAGAAUGGUUUGAGGACAUGGACAGAGCGGCUGAAGCCAACAAAAAGCAAGCUUUGCCCACACCGGACGAGAAAUCAGUGGUCGAUAGUGCCCACGUACCAGCUAAUACCAUUGUAGAAGACGACCCUGCCGUCAUCGAGGAGGCACCCACUGCCGUGUCCGUAUCGCCUGAAGCUGCCAUUGACAACAAGCCCACUUUGACAUUGCGGUUGUCAGAUGAAUGGAAAUACAAUACAUCACAGAUUGGUGUGGUAUUUUUGGCUCAAGUCCUUCCUGGCUUUGUCUCUGGGCCUCUGGCUGGUCAUCUUUCCGACAAGUAUGGUGCUAAAAUUGUCAUGCUCCCGUCCCUUACCAUCACGGCGGCUAUGUGCAUGAUUCUUGGCAUUCCAAGCCAAUCAACCACCAUUGCGCCGUUGAUUGUGAUUUUGGUGUUGGAAGGAUUCUUCGGUUCAGCCGUACUGUCGCCUAUUUUGUCUGAAAUUGCCGCGGUGGUUGCUCUGGAGAACAAGGAGGACGGCGAAUCCGAUGGAUUUGCAAAGUCGUAUGCUGUUUUCAACAUCGCCUUUGCUGGCGGUAUGCUUGUUGGCCCCCUCAUGGGCGGUUACAUCUACUCUUCUAUUGGGUUCUUCUGGCUCAAUAUCAUUUUGGGUUUCAUCAUGGUGGUUUGCAUCCCCAUUGUUUGGUUCUGGGUCGGGGUCAAGGGAAAGCUCAUUCAACGCCCAUCUACCGAGCCUACGCUGGAUGAAUCAUCGUCGCCUGUACCAGAGGAGAAACCGACGGUUCUGACAUCUUGAUCACUUUUGUACC